UUUUAAUCCAGGACAUAAUCUUUGCACUAAAUUCCAUCACAUUAUAUGUGCAGUCUUUAGCUCAACGCACACGAGCGCUGCCCAUGCCCCCGGCGUGUCGGCGAGGGGCGGGGCGACGAGAGGGGAUCACCGAGGAGCUCCUCCCCCCUCCAGGCUGCGGUCACCGGGGUUGCUGGACCGGAGCAACUCGGCACCAACAACUAGCCGCCGGCUGCUCCUCCGUGCUGAGGGAAGACUCGGUGCAGCCAGGAGACUGCCCCGCCGUGCCUGCCCGCCCAGCCCCGCGGUCCACGGUGAACGACAUGGCCUCCGACGGCAUGGACGAGCGAUCUCCGCUGCUGUCGGGUCCCAACUCCGAGAAUGUGACCCCCACUACUCCCUCGUACCUGCAGGAUUCAAGUCCCCGAGCCGAACUACCUCCUCCCUACACAGCCAUCGCGAGCCCCGAUGCCGCCGGUGUGCCCGUCAUCAACUGCCGCGUUUGUCAGUCGCUCAUAAAUCUGGAUGGAAAGCUGCAUCAGCACGUGGUCAAGUGCACAGUCUGCAAUGAAGCCACGCCCAUCAAAACCCCCCCAACAGGAAAGAAAUAUGUGAGGUGUCCCUGUAACUGCCUGCUCAUCUGUAAAGACACGUCCAGAAGGAUAGGAUGUCCUCGACCAAACUGCAGACGGAUAAUCAACCUGAGCCCAGUGAUGGUCAUCCCGGAGGAGCAACCCGCCCAGCCGGCACUGCCCAUCCAACCCGAGGGGAUGAGGGUGGUCUGCGGUCACUGUGGCAACACCUUCCUUUGGUUGGAGCUUCGGUUUAACACGCUAGCCAAGUGUCCCCACUGCAAAAAAAUAUCCUCUGUUGGCAAUGCGCUCCCCCGGAGGCGCUGCUGUGCUUAUAUAACUGUAGGAAUGAUCUGCAUCUUCAUUGGAGUGGGUUUAACGGUUGGGACUCGGGACUUUGCCAAUCGUUACAAUGCCACCUACGUGUCCUGGGCGUUGGCCUACCUGCUGGGUCUCAUCUGUCUGAUACGAGCCUGCUACUGGGGCGCCAUCAAAGUCAGCUACCCGGAGAACAGCUUCGCCUAGAGCUGGGAAAACAAACCCCACUUUUAGUUUCUUUCCAUUCAGAUUUAUAACCGGUCAUGUUCGGAGCGUCCGGACAGGAGUGUGUUGGAGAGGCGUUGUGUGUGUUUGAAGAGGUGUAUCUUGAAUCCUGUUGUUUUCGUCUGGAAGGUUUUGGAGUUUUGACCCGCUGAACAAGCCUAAUGUAUGUCAAUCAGUCCUCCUACUAGUCCACAAGGACUCAAAUCCUGGCCAGGUUUUGCCAAAAUCCUCUAAAAUCCAGAAUCAACCGAAAAAAAUGUUGAUGUUUCUUUACAAAUGACAACAUAUUGUUUAAAUAGAAAAAGAAGAUAGUUUAGCUAACUGGUUGGAUUUGUUCUUUCUGGACCUUUUAUUGUUGUUGUUGUUGUUCAGCUCUUGGUUUCUUUUGUUACUGACCAGAGCAAAAUGAGCCAACCUCUUAAAAACAGUUUGCCCAAUGCACAACGAUUAUAUGCAAUUGUAUGUGUUGUUUUGCUGCUAGUUAAACUCCAGCUACAGAAAGCUGAGUACCCACACUGUAUUGUACUAUUUUAUCUUGCCUGUGUAUAACUGACAUAGUAUCGCUAUAUGAUUUUUAACUCUAAAUCAUCAGUUUUUUAAAACUAAUUCUUAAAUACCCAUUUGUGCCAACUUUGCUGCCCAGCAUUAUUCAAGAAGAGCAAAGGAUCAACAACGAAAGUGUUAAUUUGUUGGUGCCAUGCAGCUUUGAACUCACUCCAGCAAUAACCCUUGUGUUUGAGUUAUUUUGAACCGUACCUCACUUUCUGUUUUUCACUGCGCUUAUGUUGCCCUCUCUUUAAUAUGAUCCCAGAACAUGGGACUCAUGUCUGCAUGCUGACUUGCUUAUGCUCUGUCACUGAGGUGGAGUCGGUCAGUUUUCAGACAGGUAGCUGAAGCUUAUGAUGCUCUUGUCUUGGCUCCAUCAGCCGGAGAGUUAGAAUGUAAACCCUCCUCUUCCUCCCUCCGCUUAUAAUCGCCGCUCUGACCUCCGGUGACCUAGCUAGCUUGCAUCACGAUAGGCGUACUCGGCUUCCUGUCUCUUCACCUUGAUGCGUGGGCGCACCUCAAACUUCUAACCUUGUUUUGAAUGUGAUGAUGAUGAUGAUGAUGACAAAGCAAAACGCAAUGUUAAAGAACUCUUUGUACAUAGUUCAAAUUCAGUACUUGGACAACUGUAGUGAAAGGUGAAGGCAGAAGACGACUCGUGGGUCUUUUUCAAAAUGAUAAUUUAUCAAUAAAAUGCAAAAACUGCC
Messenger RNA from Pseudoliparis swirei, 2347 nucleotides. RefSeq names its product phosphatidylinositol-4,5-bisphosphate 4-phosphatase 2 (gene pip4p2). Bases 84 to 1076 code for a protein of 330 amino acids. NCBI's taxonomy places the organism in Eukaryota, Metazoa, Chordata, Actinopteri, Perciformes, Liparidae. Gene Ontology annotation, molecular function: phosphatidylinositol-4,5-bisphosphate 4-phosphatase activity. Gene Ontology annotation, biological process: phosphatidylinositol dephosphorylation. Gene Ontology annotation, cellular component: lysosomal membrane; plasma membrane; phagocytic vesicle membrane. The transcript is spliced from 7 exons. The record is from RefSeq and is a predicted model, not a curated record.